Mobula hypostoma (lesser devil ray) is the source of this 8555-nucleotide messenger RNA. It is a transcript of the gene phf19, whose product is annotated as PHD finger protein 19. The record is from RefSeq and is a predicted model, not a curated record. Gene Ontology annotation, cellular component: nucleus. Gene Ontology annotation, biological process: regulation of DNA-templated transcription; chromatin organization. The transcript is spliced from 15 exons. Gene Ontology annotation, molecular function: chromatin binding; DNA binding. The coding region runs from base 212 to 1975 and encodes 587 amino acids. NCBI's taxonomy places the organism in Eukaryota, Metazoa, Chordata, Chondrichthyes, Myliobatiformes, Myliobatidae.
UAAAUCGCGGGAAAGAGGAAAAAAAUGGCGACUUAGGGGCAGGGAGCGCUGAGUGUAACUGGACACACUGACACUCCCCCGCGUCGGGCAGCGGCAGCGGGGCGGUGUGGACUCGCCUGGAGGGGCUUUUGUCGAUAACGGCUUGACCAAGAGGCGACGGACUGCAGGGAAGUGCGUAAGGCAGGAACGGGAGCAGUGAGAGGAGGAGCUGAUGGAGAAAGGCACUUUGGAACUGAGCAAUGUUGAUAUCGUCAACAAAAAGACCGAAAAACUCCCCGUCAAAUCUCUGCAAAACGGAAAUGUGCACAUACAACAGGACUGUGCAUUUACAGAAGGGCAGUACGUCUUAUCCAGAUGGACAGAUGGGUUGGUCUACCUUGGAAAAAUCAAGAAGGUGAACAAACAUAAGCAAAACUGCCUUUUAGUCUUUGAAGAUAAUUCUGAAUAUUGGAUUCUUUGGAAAGACAUACAACAUGCUGGAGUUCCAGGUGAAGAGCCAAAAUGUAAAGUCUGCUUGGAAAAAAAUUCUACACCACCCAAUGAAAUUUUGAUUUGUGGCAAGUGUGGCUUGGGGUACCAUCAGCAAUGCCACAAUCCCAAAGUUGACAGAACGAUAAAUGCCUCCUCCUCUCCCUGGUUCUGUCGGCAGUGUAUAUUUGCAUUGGCCGUAAGGAAAGGAGGUGCUUUGAAAAAGGGACCACUCGCUAAAGCUUUGCAGAGCGUCAAACAAGUUUUGCCCUACAACAUGAAUGAACUUAGUUGGGAUUCUCUGCACAGAACUAACCUACAGCAGUGUUACUGUUACUGCGGGGGACCCGGAGAGUGGUACCUGAAGAUGCUCCAGUGCUGCAGAUGUAAGCAGUGGUUCCACGAAGCCUGCACUCAGUGCCUGAGUGAGUCCAUGAUGUUCGGAGACAGAUUUUAUUUGUUUGUGUGUUCUGUGUGCAAUAAAGGACCUGAAUAUAUCAAACGCCUGCCCCUCAGAUGGGUAGAUGUCGUGCACCUUGUCUUAUACAAUUUAGGAGUCCGUGGCAAAAAGAAGUAUUUUGACUUUGAAGAAGAAAUAUUAAUAUUUAUUAAUCAAAACUGGUCAAGCCUCCAACUUGGAAAGCUGACAGAAACUGCGAUGCUUGAACGAAAGCAGCAGCUCCUUGAUGCGUUAAACAACUAUAAAAGCCGAUUUAUCUGUGGUAAAGAAAUUAAAAAGAAAAAAUGUAUUUUCCGUCUCCGUACCAGAGUACCACCAGUUCCUCCGAAUAUUAUUUUGCCUGAUAACGUUGGCCAGUUGACAGAUCAUGCUUCGAAUGAGAUCAAGAGGAGAGGAAAAAACUUAGUGUUUGCACCCAAGUAUGGUCCCCUGCCAGAAGUCCCACCACCCCGCAGGCGGCAGCUUCCGCUGAAAUGGGGGAGAAAGAACAGGAAAUCGAGCUGGUUUCUGCAGGAUGCCGUCCCAAAGAGUGACUUCUCCACAGCUGAGAGCACAAGCUACCAUUUGGCAAACAUAUUUGACUUUACAGUGGAUGACAUUCAGAGUUUGAGGAGUUUCAGUGAUCGCUCUGAGGGAACCUUUAACUCGGACCUCGAUUCGACGGACGCAGCAAGUACUUCUGAAUCUGCCUCAACAAGUGUUUCUGGGGACUCCCGAAAGACCACGGGGAGUCGGAAAAGAAAGGCACCCAUGGAAUAUUCGCUAAACACCAAAAACAGUCGCAAGGAAACCAUCUACACACAUACAGCUAAUGGAAUGGGCCGGGCGGAACAAUCGAAGGAUAACAGCUACCUUAAUGCCCACACCUUUGAUAGUAUGAGUGCUGACGAAACCUCACUGUCCAACCUUAAAUCCUCCAUCACUAGUUAUUUUGGCGCGGCCGGCAGACUGGCUUGUGGUGAGAAGUUCCAGGUCCUUGCCCGCAGGGUGACCCUGGAUGGGAACGUGCAGUACCUCGUCCAAUGGGAAGGUGCCACUCCGUACUGAGGCAUAACCAGCAACUCCAUCCAGUAGCCACAGGGCCACCGUGAUUCAGAGCCAGGGCUGGAAACUCUCCGGUGCCUGCUACAAGGUGAAAACUGGCUACCGUGGAGUCAUCUUAUUUACCAGAAAGAGUCAUUUCAUUGAAGAUUUGAGAUCUCCUCAGCAACUACUGUACUAAUGCAUUUUUAAAAAUUGGUACAGAAGUCUUCUUUCGCUGCUAGUUGUAGCUAGCGUUAGUUAAUAUCCAACUGAGGAGCAUUUUUUGGUGCAAUCCAUAUGUGCAUUUGCCCUGAAUGGAUACCGGACUGGCUUUGACCAGCUGAGCGAGCGACUUGCCUUCAUCCACUGAGUAACAUCGAACGUGGAGUUGAUGUGGAGAUUUAACCUCUUCGACAAAGUGAACUCGGCAUCCCACGUGGUCUACCUUGGCACCCGUCUCACGGGUUCCUGUUUCUCUUUCGGGGAUUACAUCGCUGACGUGGAUCACCGUGGCUGUCUUGCGGCUCCACAAUUUAAGGAUGGGGUGUGGGGAGGUGGAUUUGUGCUUUGGGGAAGGAAGACUGGAAGCUUUUACUAAGAGAUUAGGGUGGAGGUGUGAUUGCCGUGAAUGUAAGUGGAUUGUGAUUUUUGCAAAUUUUUUUUUUGAAAAGCAUGAAGUCUGAGAUAGCAGUGAUUGGAAAUGGAUGAUAUGUACUGAGAAGGUGCGACUAGGCCUCGAGGUUGACCUUGUGGGCUCCACUGUAUCUGCUGCACACUUGGCGCUUUUUUUAUGUAAUCUAUUUCCAUACACAGCUCUGCUUUAGAUAUAGAAUCACACCAGAUUGUUAUAUAGCCAGUUGUGACUGAUCAAAGUACACCUAGCUUUUGAAGGCUGGCCUCGGCUGCUGGAACUUAACUGUUAGCUGUGCUUUAUUGCUUUUGGCAAAGGCCAGCUGCCUUGUCUAUUGGCUGAAGCAACGUCUGACAGGGUAAGGUGAUACACAGUUGAGCUGUUGCUGCUGUAGGUUACCCCCCUGCCCCCCUCCUCCCCUGGGUACCUACACGUCCCGCACAACCGUCAAAGUAGGGAAUGUAUGGGAUGCUUGAGACAAUGUGAAGUGACGACUUUUGAGGCUGCUGCUCUUGCUGUGUGGAUCUGCCCUUUUUCUGUGGAGGCAGAUGUCACACGCUGCAAAUUUUUUUUUUACCCUUCGAGAACUGACUUGACAUUCCUGCAUCAACGUCCAAAGUAAAACCGGGCUGCUCGUUUUCCCUCUGUGGCUGUGGGCGUGGUGUGCUGGUCACACUGCACUCUCUAAUCUUUUCCACCCCUCCUUCACCUGUAAGAUCACUUUUGUUUUCAUUUGCUGCUGCUCCCGUUCUGAAUGGGGCAGUAGAUGGGCUGAAGGGCCUGUUUCUGUGCUGUACUGCUCUGACUUUAACAUCGGCAUGAAGCUUUGCACUGUCCAGCUCCUCUGUGUUUAUCCAGUGUCCUGCACCUUCGUCGUUAACCGGAGGGAGAGGGGAGGCAUGGUAUAUUGGAAAGAAUAGCUUAAUUUAAAAGAGAGCAUCCCACUUUAAAUAAGGAGUGAACUUUUACCAGUCCUUCACUCAAGGGACUGACAGAGCAGUCAACUGCCCUCCCUUAAUCGUGAAGGUUGACAGAUACCUUUCUUAGGAAGGUAUCACAGGUCACGCACAGUCUGGGCUGGUUCAAGAGCUGGGCUGGCAGUCAGGAGCAGGACACGUACACAAGAGAUUCUGCAGAUGCUGGAAAUCCAGAGCAACACACACAAAAUGCUGGAGGAACUCAGAAGGUCAGGUAGCAUCUAUGGAAAAGAAUAAACAGUCAACACUUCAGGCCAGGACACUGAUGAAGGGUCAUGGCCCAAAACGUCAACUGUUUAUUCCCCUCCAUAGAUAUUACCUGAUUUUCUGAGUCCUGAAACAUAAACUGUUUAUUUUUUAAAAUUUAUUUAGAGACACAGCACAGUAGCAGGCCCUGCCGGCCCAACUAUGUCCAUGUGACCAAUUAACCUACUAACUUUGGACUGUCGGAGGAAACCGAAGCACUUGGCGGAAACCCACGCAGUCACGGGGAGAACGUACAAACUCCUUACAGACAGCGACAGGAGUAGAACCUGGGUCACUAGCGCUAUAGAUGCCACUUGACUUGCUGAGUUCCUCAACGUUGACACUUCUUUCCUCUCCAGAGAUGCUGCCUGACUUGCUGAGUUCCUGCAGCAUCCUGUGUGUUAAUCAGGAGCAGGAAUCUGAUCAGAUUGCUCUCUAACCUGACUCGAGAUUUCAGACGUAGUUCACCCACAUUGGGCGAGACCAGCACAGAGCAAGGGGUACACUCUGGACAUCCAACCUCAGCUUUGUGCUAUUUUUGCACUAAACGAAUUGAGCAGUACUGGAUGGCGUAGUGUCGCUACGAUGGUUCACUUUAACAGAGAAGGGAGAGUCGACGUUAAAAACUGCAGAAGUGCCGUUCUGUUCUCAGAGGGUUGGGCUUUAAUGUAUUUGUGUGUGCCAACCUGGUGUUGCAAUUGAAAUGCGAAGGGACAUUGGCUGCUUUAGUUCCUGUAGAGAAUCAAAGUGUAAGAUUUAUAUUGUCACAGUUAAAUGUUUUUGAUGCAAAAAUGUAGUUCUACAAAAUUCUUCUAAAUACUUCUCAAGCACAAGAAUUGUUACAGCUUUGGUAAUGAUAAUAGCAGAUUCCCUUCAAUGAAUGCCAAAGGUAUUUUUAAUUUUAGAAGGGAUAUGUAGUUCUCUGAUAUAUCCCUUCUGCAAGAAUUAUUCAUUUGACAUUUGUUUCCAAAAACACUGGGGGCUUGAUAUGAUGAGGACACAUUAAGCUGUCCUUUAACGUCCUGUGCAUUAGGUAUUUAAUGGAGAUGGAUCACAUUUAUUGGCUGAAAGUUGAGAUGGCAUUUUAUAUGUGCAAUACAUUGAUAAUUGUGAAUAUUGGCUCCUUUAACAGACCCCUGGCCAAAAAUAGUUUGGUUAUUGACAGCACUCCCCUUGGCUUGUCUGUUACUGAAUUCCUCGUCAGUGUCUCCAUCACCUCCUUAUUUGACCUACCAAAGUAUAUUCUUCAACGACCCUCCAAGAGACUUAUUCAGCACCAGGACCUGUUACACUAUCACCUCCGGAUCGUUAGUAAAUAACUUAAACAGCUGCUUGAUUUAAAAAUUUUUAUCCCUGAUUUUUUUGUAAACUUUUUCAUUGCCUCCUGUUACCUACAGACUCCUACAGCCCCCCCCAGGAUAUGUCUGCACCUCCUAUAUCUUGCCUCUUGAUCAUCCCCAUUGUAUCUGCUCUUGCCAAAACUCUGAAUUCUCUCCUUAAGUCACGUCAUCUCUGACCUCAAUGUCAAGACCUUUGACAAAGCCUUUAACCUUACCCCAUGGAGUGUCAAGUCUUGCUUGUAACCAAUCCUACAAGGUGAUUGGAUUUUUACCAUGGAGAUGACUUAGUAAAGGGUUAGUAUUGUGUUAGUAUCCCACAGAGAAGGUGUUGCAAAAGUAAAACUGUCUCUGUCAAAAACAGUUGCUUAAUAUAUGAGGAGUUUUUGAUGUCUCUGGGCAUGGAGUUCAGAAGGAUAAGGAGGGGGGUUAUCACAUUGAAACCUACUGGAUUCUGAAUAGCCUGGAUAGAGAUCUGGAGAAGAUGUUUCCAUAAGUAACAGAGUCUAGGAUCGAAGGACACAGCCUCAGAAUAAGAGGAUAUUCCUUUAAAUCUAUGAUGAGAAGGAAUUUCUUUAGGCAGAGGGUGGUGAAUCUGUGGAAUUUGUUGCCACAGGGUCUGUGGAGGCCAAGUCUUUGGGUACAAAUCUUGCUAGGUUCUUGAUUCAGAAAGGGGGUUAAGGGUUAUUGGGUGAAAGUGGCAAAGGAAAAGAUCGGCUAUGGUAGAAUGCUGAAGCAGACUUGAUAGUUUGAAUGGCCCAAUUCUGCUCCUGUGGUGCAGGUUUGGGGUGAUGGCACGAGGCAGAAUAAUAGUUCAAUACAAGCUAGCUCAGCCGAAGGGCAUGUUUCCAUAUAGUGCUCCAUCUCUUGUGGUCUAAGUACCAGUUAAUCAAAUGGAGACAAAGGGGGAGAAAUUAGGCCCAGGCUGUUGUCGAAUAAAACAGGAGGCCAUUUUGGAUAGAUUCUUUUGUUUCUCUUUAAGUCUGCUUCAGUUUAAUCCCAUUUGCCUGUUCCCUACUGAAAUAAAUAAAUCUACUGAAUAUAAAGUUAAAUCCAAAUGGGAAACCAUCCAUUUCCAAUCUGAUCUGGUCCCAAGCCCGAGGAAGUUUUUAUACCUAACCAUCGUCUGAAGCACAACAGUCCCAACCGUGAUAGUAUCCCAUUGCAGGCUGUCACCCCAGUCAAUACUGCUGGGCCCCAACCGUUCAAAACUUUGCGCAAAGCCCGUCAGCCAUUUUCUUUCUCCUCCCAUCUCUCAUGAAGCUCGCCAGCUCUCCACCCUGCAAGCUUUUGGACCCAAGUUGCACUUCCUCAGACUUGCCACCUUAAAAGAAACACUCUGAAUUCUGGGAGUGGUAGUUCCAUUCCCAGAUCGGUCCUUCGGCCGAGAGACCCUGCCUUGCAGCAGCUGUAAGGUUGUUAAAGACAGAGUCAGGCCAACCGCAGGGCAGUUUCCCAAAUGGUCAAAACACACAGUCAGAUCCUGCUUGGAUGUGAGUGGGCCUGAUUUUCAUUCUCGGAUUGUUCGUUGGCCUUGAACAUCCAAACACUUUGGCUUUGUGGUGUUGACCUUUGAACCGGUGCACCUGGGCAGGGUUGCUUUGCCGUGGCACUCGUAGGAAAGAAAGAGAAGGCAAACAUUCUGGGCCUCACAGGCCCAGAAACUCCCAGCGAAUGAACCGCGUAACGGUGGCAACCGUCACCGACCAACCAGGUCAUCAGCUAGGCCCACACAAGUUACACGAGGCCCCUUCUCUUGGAGCCCUGGCAGAUGUCCUCCCCAGUGCCCUCAACAGCUCCAGCCUCCCGCCCAGCAACGAGAUGUACUUUAGCAAACCCUGACCACCACCCACCUGUACCUCCUUUCCCCACACAUUGGGCACACCCAUCUCGGGCCCUGAGUUUCUCUUGGCAGAGCAGAUGACAACAGAUCACCUACACUGUAUAAAUAGGCCCCAAGGUCCCCACACAGAGACGGCAGCAGUCCUCCAAGGGUGGGUGAGCACUUGCCCUCCACCACUGGUGCUGGUUUCCAUGAAGGGACGUACUGACCUAUUCUGAAUACUGUGAGGGUUGACGUUCAUCCUUGCUUGCGAGCACCACUAAGCACUGAAUAACCAUAAUAGACUCGCACAGCAUGGCAGUGCAGAAACAGGCCCUUCAGCCCAUCAACCUGCACCUGGACCACAGGCCUCCACACCCCCUCUCGUCUGUGUACUUAACCAAACCUCUACUAAAUCAAACCUGCAUCCACCACUUCGGCUGCCAGCUCGCACCACCCUCUGAGUGAAGAAGUUCCUCCUCAGGUUCCCCUUAAAUAUUUCACCUUUAUACAAUGACCUCUAGCUCUAGUCUCACCUGACCUCCAUGGAAAAAGCCUGCUUGCAUUGACCCUGUCUACAGCCCUCACCAUAAAUACAGGCUACACACAUAUCCUGAAACUCUAGUCCACUGACCUUUUUUUACUUUGGAAGCUUAACUGAAAAAAAUUCAAGUUGCAAACUGCAAUAUUUAUCUGAAAAGCCAUGACCUGAGAUGACAGUGUACAAAGACUUAUUGCGCUUUGCCUAACAUUUAUAGAUUCUUUUUGCAUUUCCCCAUUACAUUAUUGGGCAAGCACUGAUCAUUUCAUAACCCAAUUUUGAAACUUGUUCUGACAUUCAAGGUUGAAAGCCUUGCAUUUAUAUUUUGCCUUUCACAUCGCCCCAUAUGUUCCAAAGCCCUUUAUGUUCACUGAUGUACCUUGGUAGUGUGGUUCCUACUGUUAUGUAGGAAAUCCAGCAGCCAAUUUGCACACAGCAGUGUGGUCAAAACCAAAUGAGCCAUUUUUUAAAAAAAGCAAUAAUGAUUACUGUCCUGUUCUUCGAACUAGCUACAUGGAUCUUUCAGAACCAUCUGAGAGAACAUAGAAGGAAUGAGUUUGGUGUCUGUUCCUAAAGGAUGGAGUCACUGAGAGUGUUGCUUGCAUCACUUCGGUAAUGAAGGCGAGAGUCGGCCCAGAACUUUGGGCUCAAGGUUUCGGAAGGGAAGUUAAAACUCCAAACCUUGAUCACGAGAAUCUUUUGGUGAAGGUUGACAGGAAGAGAUGAGCUGUCAGCACCAUGUCAUCACCCACCUGGUACUGCUGCACCCGUUCUGAGUGUUUGAUCAAUACUGAAGUUAGAAAAAUCUGAAAAGACAAUCUGUGUACAAAUGUUGCCUGCACAAUGUGAUCUGCAUAAUCAUUAAAGGUUAACAGUGUUACUUUAAAUUUUUACAAUUCCAUGCAAUUACGCAAUGUCAUUACUCUUGUAACAAAAAGUGUAUUCUUCAUUAUGCAGUUCAGUAUUCUUUCCUGUAUUACUCAGCUAUGCAAAGCAAUUGGCAAUAAAUUCUAGGGCUAAAUUGUUGUUCUGCGCUAUUUUAACCUUUAU